Linum trigynum is the source of this 1349-nucleotide messenger RNA. NCBI's taxonomy places the organism in Eukaryota, Viridiplantae, Streptophyta, Magnoliopsida, Malpighiales, Linaceae. The record is from the annotation of a GenBank genome assembly.
CUCGUCGUAUUUGUGCAAAAAUUUCAAAAUUUCGAUUAAAAAAAAAGUAAAUACAAAUCGAUUAAACUAGAAAAAUUCGGAUCAAAGUGAACCCUUGUUUAUCCUAUUCUUAUGAAGGUUGUUAUUUGCCGCCCGAUAGAUUACUAUUUGCCGCCCACAGUUUUGAAGCAAAUGACUUUUUUGCCCUCGAACCACAAUUGUCAUUCGCCAGCAACAAUUUCCGCCGACUGUAAAUCCAGCCGCCAUAAAUCUCCGCCGGCCGAUCGACCUCCUCCACGACCAAAACCUCACCUACGAUAGCUUCCUUCCAUCUUUCCGGAAUCACCGCCGACCAUAAAUCCCUCCAACCACAAACCCAAGCGCUGUCGUCCAACUUGAAGUGGCGUGGUUGUUAAUUAGGGAAGAUUGUUAAUUAAGAACAUUUCCAUAUUGUCUCAUUUAAUUAUUUCCUUUAUUAUCAAUGGUUGUUAAUUGGGGAAACGGAUGUAUGUGUGGGUUAAUUAGAGAAUUUUGAUAUUUAGUAAUAAUUUAAUACAAUAUUUAAAAACUAAAUACUAAUUAUGAAUCAAUAAUUAACUUUUGGGAAAGAAAAAUCGGCGAACAAGUCCGACAUCGGGAAAUGUACGCCAGGCACCGGUCCGACGCCGGCGGGAGGACCCCGUCCGACGCCGGCGGGCGGACCCCGUCCGACGCCGGCGGGCGGACCCCGUCCGACGAGGGCGGGUCGGACCCCGUCCGUCGCCGGUGGGCGGACCUCGUCCGAUUGCAGGCCGACCAUCCAUCUCCGUUUCCAGCGACGACCGCCCAUCUCCGUCUCCGGCAAGGUCUUGCUCCCGCGGCGUAUCCCUCGCCGCAGCUGCACAAAAGAAGAGGAAAUCGAGAGCUCGGAAUGCGGGUGAAGAUGGUGGAUGAAGCGUCGUAAAGAAAAAUGAGGAAGGCGAAUCCUUGCCGGGAAUUGCGGGUAAAAAAAGAGGAAGGCGAAUUUAAUCCUAGUCAGGAUUUGAGGAAGAAAAAAGAGUAAGAUGAGGCUGGCGGUUCCAUUCUUUCUCCACUGCAGCGGCAACAAAAUUUGGCCAGCUAUUCCGAACGGCGGCCACAGUAAAAGGAUGGGGUAGUUUCAGUUAGGUUUUAAUUCGUUGAAGGGCAAAUUAGACUUUUUUUCUUAAAUUAUGGACGGCAAAUAGUAAAUAGUCGAGCGGCAAAUAACUAUUCACAUUCUUAUCUGCAGCUAGCUAGACCGCAAGCAAGCCUAGCUAUCUAGCCAGAGACCUAGUUAACGCUUAGUUCAAGUGUGAUCCUUUGGCUCUACGUCGUUGCUCAUGAAGUGAUAAUAAUCAAUGCCCUUUACC